Molecule: messenger RNA, 1143 nt
Organism: Perca fluviatilis (European perch)
Lineage: Eukaryota; Metazoa; Chordata; Actinopteri; Perciformes; Percidae
Product: protein FAM181A-like
Exons: 2
Coding region: 223-999 (258 amino acids)
Source: RefSeq, a predicted model, not a curated record
UGAUUGGGGUGCAUUGUGAGGGGCCUGGGGUCGCUGAUUGGUUCAAGAAAAGCACCAUAACUACAAGGAGUUUAUAUUCAUUCAACUUGUUGAAGUGCUCCUACUGCAGCCUGGAGAGAAGUCCGUGUGGCUUCGAGAGAGUCUGGAUUCAUCCAGCAGUAAUAUUGGCGGUGGACUUCAAGCACCAACAUGGACUGAUAUUAUAAAUGUUUUUUGCAAGAAAUGGCGAACGCAGACAGUGAGGUCAAGACGUUGCUGAAUUUUGUGAAUUUGGCAUCCAGCGACAUCAAAGCGGCCUUGGACAAGUCAGCUCCGUGCAGACGCUCCGUGGAUCACAGGAAAUAUCUGCAGAAACAACUGAAACGUUUCUCUCAGAAGUACUCCAGAGUCCCAAGAUGCCACACGCACAGGUCAGCGGAGUAUGGCUGCGCCAAACCGGUGGGGACUGUUCACCAGAGUGUGAAGGCCACAGAGAAGGCCAGUUCGGAUUCUCGUUGUGUGGAGAAUGUGGGGAGCGCCGUGGAGCAGGUGCCUAUGAGGAAACGCCAACUACCAGCCUCAUUUUGGGAGGAACCUAAGUUGACCCAAACUAAGAGGGAGCACUCGCAUUUAGGACGGAAAAAGAACCCUGCAGGCACACCUGAGGGCAGUGAAAACGAAAAGAGGAAAAGGAGUUAUGAUGAUGAUGAUGCAAAGGCCACUCUGUCUGCGUCUAGUCGACGCAGCUCUGCGGAUAAAGAGACACUGAAAUUGGACCUGACCUCUCACCACUGUGUGAGCGUGUGCGGCUGCUGCCCCUUCCAGUACCACGGCCACCAGGUCCUCCACAGUCACAUCGUUGUCCCCCAUCCGCCCCUGGGACUGUGGAGCAAAACAGCGGAGACAGAGAGACCUGAGCAUUAUUAUGGACAGAAAAUCCACACGCACGUUGUGGUCAAACCUAUACCGACCAAACCCACCGUCCAGUCGCCGAUCUUCAGUGUGUUUGGAUUAAUUUAAUUAUCCUACUAAUGGAGUCAGUCACACACAAGAUGUGUAAAUAGGACUAAUUGUUUUCAUUUUGUGUUCUACACAGCCAACUCUUUAUCUGUCAACAUUUGUACACGAGACACUUCCUCAAGCACUUAUUUCUAUUUGUAAUGU